Molecule: messenger RNA, 1059 nt
Organism: Hippopotamus amphibius kiboko
Lineage: Eukaryota; Metazoa; Chordata; Mammalia; Artiodactyla; Hippopotamidae
Gene: MAFA
Product: MAF bZIP transcription factor A
Exons: 1
Coding region: 1-1059 (352 amino acids)
Biological process (GO): regulation of transcription by RNA polymerase II; retinal rod cell development
Cellular component (GO): nucleus
Molecular function (GO): RNA polymerase II cis-regulatory region sequence-specific DNA binding; DNA-binding transcription factor activity, RNA polymerase II-specific
Source: RefSeq, a predicted model, not a curated record
AUGGCCGCGGAGCUGGCGAUGGGCGCCGAGCUGCCCAGCAGCCCGCUGGCCAUCGAGUACGUCAACGACUUCGACCUGAUGAAGUUCGAGGUGAAGAAGGAGCCGCCCGAGGCCGAGCGCUUCUGCCACCGCCUGCCGCCCGGCUCGCUGUCCUCGACGCCGCUCAGCACGCCUUGCUCCUCCGUGCCCUCCUCGCCCAGCUUCUGCGCGCCCAGCCCGGGCACCGGCGGCGGCGGCGGCGCGGGGGGCGGCGGCGCGGCGCAGGCCGGGGCCGCCCCGGGGCCGUUGAGCGGGGGCCCCGGCGCCGUCGGGGGCGCCUCGGGGAAGCCGGCGCUGGAGGAUCUGUACUGGAUGAGCGGCUACCAGCAUCCCCUGAACCCCGAGGCGCUCCACCUGACGCCCGAGGACGCGGUGGAGGCGUUGAUCGGCAGCGGCCACCACGGCGCGCACCACCCAGCGGCCGCCGCGGCCUACGAGGCCUUCCGGGGCCAAGGCUUCGCGGGCGGCGGCGGCGGCGCGGACGACGUGGGUGCCGGUCAGCACCACGGCACGCCCCACGCCGCCCACCAUCACCACGCCGCCCACCACCAUCACCACCACCACCACCACCACGGCGGCGCGGGCCACGGCGGCGGCGGCGGCGGCGCGGGCCACCACGUGCGCCUGGAGGAGCGCUUCUCCGACGACCAGCUCGUGUCCAUGUCCGUGCGCGAGCUGAACAGGCAGCUCCGCGGCUUCAGCAAGGAGGAGGUCAUCAGGCUGAAGCAGAAGCGGCGCACGCUCAAGAACCGCGGCUACGCGCAGUCGUGCCGCUUCAAGCGGGUGCAGCAGCGGCACAUUCUGGAGAGCGAGAAGUGCCAGCUCCAGAGCCAGGUGGAGCAGCUGCGGCUGGAGGUGGGGCGCCUGGCCAAGGAGCGGGACCUGUACAAGGAGAAAUACGAGAAGCUGGCCGGCCGGGGCGGCCCCGGGGGCGCGGGCGGGGCCGGCUUCCCGCGGGAGUCCUCGCCGCCGCAGGCCGGCCCCGGCGGGGCCAAGGGCGGCCCCGGCUUCUUCCUGUGA